Molecule: messenger RNA, 1182 nt
Organism: Fusarium verticillioides 7600
Lineage: Eukaryota; Fungi; Ascomycota; Sordariomycetes; Hypocreales; Nectriaceae
Exons: 3
Coding region: 1-534 (177 amino acids)
Biological process (GO): RNA processing
Molecular function (GO): ribonuclease III activity
Source: RefSeq, a predicted model, not a curated record
AUGACCUUACCCCUCAUUUCGUGGCGUUGCUGGCAUCGCGACAUUUCAAAUCUGUUUCAUCGCUUCUCAUCAAACUUCCAAACACGAAAUCUCAUUUUGACAUUCAACCUUAGUAACCUAGCGCAACCACGACCUCCUGCUUCAAACUUCAGUCAAAAGGUCUCGGAAUGCGAGUCCAUCAUCGCAUACGAGUUUACUUCCAAGACACUCUGCGCAGAAGCGUUGAACAAAGCUGCAGACUGGAACUGUCAAAUUGUCAUCAACGGUUCUGCCAAAUGGAUGCCCAAGAACGACCGUCUCGCCGUUUAUGGCGAUUCAGCGGUCGCAUUUUACUUGUGCAACCUUUGGAUCAAGCGAGGACUCUCAAACCAUUGCUGGACUACGAUCCGUGGCGAUCUAAUUAGUAACAGCAACCUCACUGAAAUUCGCCAGGAGCGUGGUCUUGAUAAGUGCAUCAACAUGAAUGGAGGAUCUCGUUCCCCCAGUCCAUCAAUGGUUGCCACUGCAGUCGAGGCCAUUCUUGGGGCCGUGUAGAUUGACGGUGGUCACGAAGCUCUCGCUCGAGUCAUGAAUGGUCUUGGUCUCACGCAGCAUGCUCUCCUUGCAUCGGUAGUGUUCAACUUCUCCCCUUUGCAUAUGAUUAAAUAGAUUGCAUAUAACUCACUUGGUCUCUAUAGGUGCCUCCGCAGGUGCCAUGAGGGUGUCGCUGUAAUCUCAGCGCAUGAUUCUCGGGGUUUGCCACAAUAGCUUCCCAAGAAAGGCCAAGAGCGGUUCUCUUUUUACUUGAACUAGCAUUUGAACUCGCUCUUUGACACUCUCGAGCCGCCAUUUGGGCAAGCUCCCAGAAUCUUGGGCUUAGGGAAUAGAGCGGGGAUCCUAUGGCACUUGCGGAGUCAAGACGGCUUGCCCUCGACAAACUCAACUUGUAUCUGCUUUGCCGAAGAGCAGGUUUGGGGGUGUGUGGGCUUUCUAUUAAAUUGAAUCGACGCGAACGUGACCUAAAACAACUGUAAGAUUGCAUGUUAGGGUUCUGACUCAUGAACUCCAGGACUAAACCCGAUCGCUUCCUGAAAUGGCCAUGACACGGUGGUUAUCCCAUGUUUGGGAUUGUGAGAAACAAGGCAGGUUCUGGUGCAAGGAGAGGAGGUGAAGGUGAAAGAAGAAACAGGGAGGUAUGAAGAG